Oryzias melastigma (Indian medaka) is the source of this 962-nucleotide messenger RNA. RefSeq lists its product as uncharacterized. The transcript has 3 exons. Gene Ontology annotation, biological process: response to bacterium. The coding region runs from base 81 to 962 and encodes 293 amino acids. The record is from RefSeq and is a predicted model, not a curated record. Lineage: Eukaryota; Metazoa; Chordata; Actinopteri; Beloniformes; Adrianichthyidae.
AAUCAGAAUCAGACACAGUCUUUCGUCUUUAAAGUAGACAAAGACUCAAGCUUUUUGUCAUUCUGCGCCAGAAUCCAAACAUGGUAACACCUGCUCGAGUUGUCUUCCUCCUGACAUGUUUGCUUUCAGGGAGAACUGCAAUGAGCCCUCCUCUGGAAUCCUCUUCAUCUGAUCAUCGAGAAAGUGUUUUUAUCUCAGCUCGCGUUGGAGGGAUUGUGACUUUACAGUGUUUCUAUGAUGGAGUUUUUGUACAAUAUGUUUUAUGGUACAAACAUAUUCUGGGACAAAAACCAAACCCUAUCUGUCUGUCCAGUAGAUACAAAACAGAAGUAUUUUUUUACAGUAAUUAUAAGAACAAUCCACGCUUUAUUUUGAAAUCAUCAUACCACAGUUAUAAUUUGACAAUUUCAAAUCUAAAACUAUCCGACUCAGCUACUUACUUCUGUAUUGCUGGUUAUCAAACAUACAUGAAUUUCUCGGCAGUUCUUACAGUUGAUGUCAAAGAUUCAGGUUUAACCAUCCAGACUUCAGUGGAUCAGUCGUCCUCUGAGAACAUCCAUGCAGGAGACUCUGUGACUCUGAACUGUACAGUACACACUGGGAGCUGUGAUGGAGAACACAGAGUUUACUGGUUCAAAGACUCUGAAGACUCUCAUCCAGGACUCAUUUACACUGAUGGAGGCAGGAAUGAUCACUGUGAGAGACAGAAGAACACACAAACAAACAGCUGUGUCUAUGAACUGCCCAUGAAGAACAUAACUGAGUCUCAUGCUGGGAUCUACUACUGUGCUGUUGUCUCAUGUGGACACAUACUGUUUGGAAACGGGACCAAACUGGACCUCAGAGGAAAAGAAGGGAUUUUUCCUCCAUUUGUGUAUUUCCUGAGUGGAGCUCUGACAGCUUCACUGAUCCAUCUGAUAUUUUACACAAUACACAAGACAAAGAGCUGCAAGGGUGAGUGA